Messenger RNA from Plasmodium fragile, 306 nucleotides. RefSeq lists its product as uncharacterized. NCBI's taxonomy places the organism in Eukaryota, Apicomplexa, Aconoidasida, Haemosporida, Plasmodiidae. The transcript has a single exon. Bases 1 to 306 code for a protein of 101 amino acids. The record is from RefSeq and is a predicted model, not a curated record.
AUGCAACCGGUAAAAAAAACAGUCAUAUCCAAAAACAUAAAGAUUGUGAAAAAGCCUGAUGAUAUAGGCGCAUCUCCUGUAAAAAGCGACUAUGGAAGUUCGCAUAAAGACGGAGGACAAGCGGGUGCAAACAGCGCAGACAAGUCUAAAUCUGGAGCAACUGAUAAUAAAUCGAAAGGCGGUGCGGACAGCAAUGCACAAAAAAAUGCGAAUGCCAGUAAAAAUGCCGCCGGAAGCAGUGGAGGAAAUGCGCAAGUGGGGUUAUUCUCCUGGCUGUGGAGAUACUUUCCUAAAAACAAGGCCUAA